AAGCUUUAUAAAGAAACGUCAUCCAAUUUUCUCAUAUGUGCAAGUGGUGAAGAAAAUUAGAAUUCUGUUGUUUUAGAAAAGUUGAUGACAAUUUGAUAUACAUUUAGUACAGUAAAAUUAAUAAUAUUAUUAAAACAAAAUGCCUCUCAAGUUAGACAUAAAACGUCGUUUAACAUCGCGCUCAGAUCGUGUUAAAUGUGUUGAUCUUCAUCCGACAGAGCCAUGGAUGUUGUGUGCUCUUUACAAUGGCCACGUACACAUUAUGAAUUAUGAAAACCAACAAUUGGUAAAAGAUAUCGAGGUUUGCGAUGUGCCGGUGCGUUGCGGUCGUUUUGUAGCAAGGAAAAAUUGGCUCAUCACUGGUUCAGAUGAUAUGCAAAUACGUGUUUUUAAUUACAACACCCUUGAAAAGCUCCAUUCGUUUGAGGCUCAUUCGGAUUAUCUACGAUGCAUUGCCGUACACCCUACACAGCCACUAAUACUGACAAGCAGCGAUGAUAUGCUUAUAAAAUUGUGGAAUUGGGAAAAAAUGUGGGCAUGCCAACGUGUAUUUGAGGGACAUACACACUAUGUUAUGCAGAUUGUUUUCAAUCCAAAAGAUAACAACACAUUCGCAUCGGCAUCACUUGAUCGUACAGUUAAAGUUUGGCAACUCGGUUCAACAUUCGCCAACUUCACCCUCGAAGGACACGAAAAAGGAAUCAACUGUAUCGAUUACUAUCAUGGAGGUGAUAAGCCCUACCUAAUUUCCGGUGCAGAUGACAGACUAGUUAAGAUUUGGGAUUAUCAAAAUAAAACGUGUGUUCAAACUUUGGAGGGACAUGCUCAAAAUAUAUCUGCAGUUUGCUUCCAUCCGGAAUUACCUAUUGUAUUAACUGGUUCCGAAGAUGGCACAGUACGAAUCUGGCACUCAGGCACCUACCGUUUGGAAACUUGUCUUAACUAUGGAUUUGAACGUGUCUGGACAAUUGCAUGCAUGCGGGGCAGUAAUAAUGUGGCACUUGGCUAUGAUGAGGGAUCAAUUAUAAUAAAAGUAGGUCGCGAGGAACCAGCAAUGUCAAUGGACGUAAUUGGUUCUAAAAUAAUUUGGGCCAAGCACUCUGAAAUGCAACAAGUCAACUUAAAAGCAAUGGCUGAUGGCACUGAAAUAAAAGAUGGCGAACGCUUGCCGGUGGCAGUUAAGGAUAUGGGCGCAUGUGAAAUAUAUCCACAGACAAUAGCACACAAUCCGAAUGGACGAUUUGUAGUUGUAUGUGGCGAUGGCGAAUACAUAAUAUACACAUCUAUGGCUUUGCGUAAUAAAGCAUUUGGGUCCGCUCAAGAAUUCGUUUGGGCUCUGGAGAGCAAUGAAUAUGCUAUUAGAGAAAAUAAUGGAACUGUUCGCCUUUUCCGUAACUUCAAGGAGAGGAAGAGUUUCACACCAGAAUAUGGCGCAGAGAGUAUAUAUGGAGGCUACUUAUUUGGCGUUAAAACAUCCUCGGGAUUGGCGUUUUAUGACUGGGAAACUUUGCAGUUGGUGCGUCGCAUAGAAGUGCAACCACGUCAUGUUUUCUGGAAUGAAGCUGGCACAUUGGUGUGUCUUGCUACAGAUGAAUCUUAUUUCGUGCUGUCCGUAGAUACAGCAGCCAUAGCGGCUGCAUUAGAAAGCAAGGAAGGACUCGAAGACGACGGUAUCGAAAGUGCCUUCGAUGUUUUAGGGGAAGUCAAUGAAGUUGUAAAAACCGGUAUUUGGGUUGGAGAUUGUUUCAUAUAUACCAAUUCUGUAAAUCGUAUUAAUUACUAUGUCGGUGGAGAAAUCGUCACCAUAUCACACUUGGAUCGCACAAUGUAUUUACUUGGCUACGUACCAAAGGACAAUCGCUUGUAUUUGGGUGAUAAGGAACUAAAUGUUAUCUCAUUUUCACUUUUGCUGUCCGUACUCGAAUACCAAACCGCUGUUAUGCGUAGUGACUUCGAACGGGCUGAUCUGGUAUUGCCCACUGUGCCAAAAGAGCAUCGCACACGAGUCGCACAUUUCUUGGAAAAGCAAGGUUUUAAACCGCAGGCAUUGCAAGUAUCCACAGAUCCGGAUCAUAAAUUCGACUUGGCAUUGCAGAUCGGUGAAUUGGAUGUGGCAUUGAAAUUAGCACGCGAAGCUGAAAAUCCCCAAAAAUGGUCACAAUUAGCUGAUGUUGCUUCGCGUAAAAAUAACAUGCAGCUUGUAAAAGAAUGCAUGCAGAAAGCGAAUGAUUUCAGUGGUCUUUUACUGUUGGCCACAUCAUCAGGUGAUGACAAAAUGUUGGAAGAAGUUGCCGAAAGCAGUUCAAGUCAAGGUCGUCACAAUAUAGCAUUCCUCUCCGCAUUUGUGCGCGCAGACGUACAACGUUGUUUGGACAUUUUAAUUGAGACAAAUCGUUUACCCGAAGCCGCAUUCUUUGCGCGUACGUACAUUCCCAGCCAAAUGUCACGUGUAGUGGAACUUUGGCGCGAAGAGUUGGCUAAGUUCAAUGAGAAAGCUGGUCAAUCUCUCGCUGAUCCAGCGAAAUAUGAAAAUCUCUUCCCUGGCCUUGGCGAGGCGCUACGUACCGAAGAAUUUCUGCAACAAACACAAGCAAAAAAGUUGCCAGCCACUGCUGCCGCCAAAAUACCACUCAAUAUUGAACGCAAUCCUAUCGAGGAAAUGCACGCUGCAGAGCAACGUGGUAUAUUUGAGGGUAACGGCAAACCGGGUGUGCAAUCAUAUAAGAAGAACGAUGACUUUGAAAGCGAAACGUCGAACGCCGCCGCUACAACUUCUGCUGCUGCAUCUGUAUUAAAUAAAUCAUCAGAUGGACUGGGUAACGAUGGUGACGACAUUGACGACGAGUUAGACCUUGAAAUUGAGGGAGUGACAUUGGACGAUAACAUUGAUACGACAGAUGUGAAUUUGGAUGAUGAUUUUCUUAGCGAUGACUAAGUCGUGUGCUAUCCAUACACAUCUUGCAUAAUACAAGAAUUCAUUUAGAAACUUAUUCCCAUAUAUGAACUGUUUAUUGUUUAUUAAGUUUUUUUUUUCAUUGAGAUAGUGUUUCUUCAUUCUAUGUAACAGUACUAAUGUGGUAAUAUGUAUGUCUAAUAUUUUUAUCAAAGCGAAAUUUAGAUAUUGUAUACACACAUACGACCCGUAGCGAUACUACGCAAUUAUAAACAUUGCGCAAAUUUUUAAGCAUUCUGUAUAAAUUUAAUGUAAUAAACAAUAAAGGAAAUACUUAUAGCAGA
Messenger RNA from Zeugodacus cucurbitae (melon fly), 3237 nucleotides. RefSeq names its product coatomer subunit beta' (gene beta'COP). Gene Ontology annotation, cellular component: COPI vesicle coat. The record is from RefSeq and is a predicted model, not a curated record. Lineage: Eukaryota; Metazoa; Arthropoda; Insecta; Diptera; Tephritidae. Gene Ontology annotation, biological process: endoplasmic reticulum to Golgi vesicle-mediated transport; retrograde vesicle-mediated transport, Golgi to endoplasmic reticulum; intra-Golgi vesicle-mediated transport. The transcript is spliced from 4 exons. Gene Ontology annotation, molecular function: protein binding; structural molecule activity. Bases 140 to 2935 code for a protein of 931 amino acids.